Molecule: messenger RNA, 237 nt
Organism: Dicrocoelium dendriticum
Lineage: Eukaryota; Metazoa; Platyhelminthes; Trematoda; Plagiorchiida; Dicrocoeliidae
Source: the annotation of a GenBank genome assembly
AUGCUCCGGUUGCUAUGCCUGCUUGGAGUUAUAAUUGCAUUUGGAGUGUAUUCAGUGUCAGUUCCAAAACUUGGAAUGGUGAUACUUGAAGGUACUGUGUUUGCGAACAAGAAACAAGCAGUGUUCUCCACCGACCAAGCUAAACUCGGAACGGCCGCUUACGAAGCUAUGAACAAAAGUUUGUGCGAAAACGUGAGUUACAAAAUGAGAAGAGUACAAGAUGUUCCAUCUUUUUAG